Messenger RNA from Calidris pugnax (ruff), 1375 nucleotides. RefSeq names its product nucleotide binding protein 2 (gene NUBP2). Bases 42 to 677 code for a protein of 211 amino acids. Gene Ontology annotation, biological process: iron-sulfur cluster assembly. The record is from RefSeq and is a predicted model, not a curated record. Gene Ontology annotation, cellular component: cytosol. The transcript is spliced from 5 exons. Gene Ontology annotation, molecular function: ATP binding; iron-sulfur cluster binding; ATP-dependent FeS chaperone activity. Lineage: Eukaryota; Metazoa; Chordata; Aves; Charadriiformes; Scolopacidae.
GGAUCCUGGACGUGGACCUGUGUGGCCCCAGCAUUCCCCGCAUGUUCCGGGUGCAAGAUAACGACGUGCACCAGUGUGACAGCGGCUGGGUCCCCGUCUUUGUGGACCAAGACAAAAGCAUCUCGCUCAUGUCCAUCGGCUUCCUGCUGGAGAAGCCAGAUGAUGCCGUGGUGUGGAGAGGACCCAAGAAAAACGCUUUGAUCAAACAAUUUGUUGCUGACGUGGCCUGGGGGGACCUGGACUUCCUCAUCGUGGACACGCCACCAGGCACAUCCGACGAGCACAUCUCCACGGUGGAGGCCUUGAGGCCCUACAAGCCCCUUGGAGCAAUCCUGGUCACGACGCCCCAGGCUGUGUCUGUGGGAGAUGUGAGGCGAGAGCUGACCUUCUGCAAGAAGACAGGCCUACGAGUGCUCGGCAUCGUGGAGAACAUGAGUGGCUUCGUCUGCCCACACUGCGCCGAGUGCACAAACAUCUUCUCCAAAGGGGGAGGUGAGGAGCUGGCCAAGCACGCCGGGGUCCCCUUCCUAGGCUGUGUUCCCCUGGACCCCCAACUCAGCCAGAGCUUGGAGGAAGGCCGAGACUUCAUCCAAGAGUUUCCCAAGAGCUCUGCCUUCCCCGCCUUGGCUCGCAUCGCCCAGCAGAUCUUGGAUGGUACGGCGCAGCGGAGCUCCUGAGGAGGGGAUGGAGCUGGACUCUUGCUGGCAGAGCCCCUUCCCCGUGCCGGUGGGGAAAGAGGUGGGACAGAAUCUGUUUGACUAUAAAACUUAGUGGGGGGUGAUGGAGCGAGGGGUACGAAAAGGGAACCACUCUCCAUCCCCCCAGAUCUGAGGAGACCCUGUGUGGGUGCUCCAGCUGGUGCAGCAGCAGCCUCCUUCUUGCCUUCCCCACGUGGUGACGCUCUGCCCAGAUGGUACAGUUGUUCCUCCACCUCCAGCCCUUGUGCUGUGGGUACUUCGGGAGCUCCAGCUUGUGUCCAUGGUGCCUCAGAUGCUGCGGUGCUUCUGGCCAUCACCCAACAUGAGCACCAUGGGCUCUUCUUCCCUCACUCAACCCGAACGGGGCCCAUCAUCUGCCUCGUGGCUGCGGGUGCUGCUGCCUUCUCCUGCUGCUUGUCUGGCGUGGCACCUUCUAUGGUACUUGGUUUGGUGGCCGGAGAGUCGGCGCUGGGUGCUCUGCUGUGAACCCUCUUGGCUCGCUGGUUCCUGCCCAGCGUGUGCUUCCCCUGAGAGAAUGUCCUUAGGAGAUUUGUCACCCCUCGGAGCUCCGCAUCCCGCCGCGCUGCGAGCGAGGCCUUUCCGGUUUGCUGGGGGUUGUUGUAACUCAGGAAUGUUUUUCAAAGUUCCAGGCAGUAAACACUUUUCUUAAAAUCCAA